GGGACGGCACAGGUGCAGAACGUGACUCAGGGAGUGAUCCUGGCGGGGGACUCCCUGGUGCUGCAGAAGGUGGGGCGCCGCCAGGCGGGGCAGUACACCUGCUCCGCCACCAACACCAUCACCACCGCCACCAGCGACCCCGUCACCCUCAGGAUCAAGUACACACCCGAGUGCCUCACUUCCCACACUACCUACUUCAUCUACGACAAGCCCAUCAACAUCACCUGCACCGUCUCCUCCUACCCGGCCGUCAACACUAUCCAGUGGCAGUGGAACAACAGUCACGAGGUUAUCGUCACUCAGCCUGAGGGCGAGAGCCAGGACCGGGCUUCUUCGCAGCUGACGGUGCAGCCUGUGGUCAGCCCGGAGGACCGGGCUCUCUCCUGCUGGGCCGUCAACGAGAUGGGCAAGCAGGCACAGCCUUGUAGCUUCUCCGUCAAGGUCGCGAAGAUGCCGCUUCCACUAUCAUCAUGCAGACUUGCCAACAUCACAGAUUCCUCCCUCAGUCUCUCCUGCCAGAGGCCAGACGUCGCCGCCGCCGGCACCACACUCUACAGAGCCGAGGUGUACUUCGAGAAUCGAACACUCUUCGCCAACGUGACGUCCCACCGUCCCAACUUCAACGUGAGUCGCCUGGACGCUGAAACAAGUUACCAGAUCAAGGUGUAUGUUACCCACGGCCCCGUCACCUCCCAGCCUGUAGUGGUGUCUGCCUACACCUCCAGGACCUCCAGGACUGCUACAGGAAAUCCAAACAGCAAAGACAGCGGGAGUCCGGUGGGCGGGGCGGUGGGCGGUCUGGUGGUGACGGUGGUGGUGCUGGUGGGCGUGGUGGUAGGGAGGAACUACUGCCGGAGACGCAGAGGUAGGCCGAAGCAGGAUCCUCGUCCGCCGUCCGACGACAGCAACCCCGACGUUGUACCUAAUAUAG
This is a messenger RNA of Procambarus clarkii (red swamp crayfish), 931 nucleotides long. Lineage: Eukaryota; Metazoa; Arthropoda; Malacostraca; Decapoda; Cambaridae. The record is from RefSeq and is a predicted model, not a curated record.